Molecule: messenger RNA, 3697 nt
Organism: Sitodiplosis mosellana (orange wheat blossom midge)
Lineage: Eukaryota; Metazoa; Arthropoda; Insecta; Diptera; Cecidomyiidae
Product: ATP-binding cassette sub-family B member 6-like
Exons: 8
Coding region: 923-2995 (690 amino acids)
Biological process (GO): heme transport; transmembrane transport
Cellular component (GO): membrane
Molecular function (GO): ABC-type heme transporter activity; ATP binding; ATP hydrolysis activity
Source: RefSeq, a predicted model, not a curated record
AGUAGUGAGCAGUGCACUGUUUCGAACACAUCUUUGUUAUGAGCUAAGUUUACUUUUAAGUUUGAAAAAUGGAUAUAUUUCCGUACUGUCCACCGGAGGUUAAGUUCUCCGAUAUACGGUCAAAUUGUUUUCUUGACACCCUGGCCGUUUCCAUAUUAACUGGAUUUAUUGUGAUUUUUGGAUUCCUUCAAUUGAUCAAAUACUGGAGAUAUGCCAAACCGGUUUCGGACACAUCCUCAUCGAUGCUAUAUUAUUUUCAAAUUAUUCUGCUCACAAUAAUUCCAUCGCUAUCAAUUGUGGAUGUGACUCAUCUUUAUGGAUAUACGGUACGAUAAUUAUUGUGUAAUAUUAAUUGAAUGUGUGACGCAACAGAGCAAUUAAGAGUAAAAAAAUUUUUUUGAAGUGAAUAAUCUGCUAAUAUAAAGGUGUAUAGUGAGCGCUUAAGAGCGAAUUUCGAUUUUAUUUGAAAUAAUUUUUAUAUGGAGGUGUUUCACUUCAAAACAAUGUCAAUUCCAAACUGUACUUUGGCGCUUAUUCAUUAAAACUUUAGCUCAAAUGAAUGCCGCACGGAGUUGCACACAGACUCAUUGUUGAGUAGAAUGCAUGAAGCAUACACGUUGUCGCUGCACCGUAGCUGCUGUAUGCGAUUUGUUUAAGCUAACUAACAGAUUUGUGCCAUUCCAUUUGCACGUGCAAUUCAUAUAUUCUACUCUCAGCGUGAUUUAUUCGUAUAUUCUACAUGUAAGAGUGUCUGCAGGAGUUUGUGCAAUGUUCAUUUGAUAAAUUUGUAAGAAAUUGUUAGAAUGGGCCGUUUUACCUGGUGACUCGUAUCAGGCGGUAUUCCCUUAAUAAGAUUUGAAUCUAAAAAUUUCAACUCGUAUUUCAGUUUCUCGUAUCAUCGUUAACUUGUCUAUCAUUCCUUAUGUCGAUAUGGCUGGUUUUAACGGAACGAUCCUAUCUGUUACCAUUGGCUCCGGAACGAAGACAUAGUACAGUUUUGCUGAUAUUUUGGUCGUUGUUUUUUAUUAAUGAGAAUAUUUCAAUCAUAAAAUUGAAAAAUGGGCCUGUGUUUGUGAUUCGAUAUGUAUGCAGUUUAUUGGUUGUGAUUUUGGGACUUUUAGCCCCUGGCAUCGAAUCGAAUCGUAAAGAAAGUUGCGUUCGCCUUGAAGAUGACAAAACCAAGGCAAAAUCCACCUGGACUGAACAAUGGAACAAGUUCAAAUUUCUUGUACAGCAUUUUUGGCCACGAACAAAUACUGCAAUUCAGCUUACCAUCGUAUGCAUCAUUUUUCUGUUGAUUAUUGAACGUUUCAUCGUUGCAUUGAUUCCAGUCUAUGAUCAGAAGAUAGUUGAUGGUCUUGGAGAAAAAAUCUAUUGCUGGGACAUGAUUCUAGUUUUAGUUGGAUUCAAGUUUUUGCAAAGAGGAUUCCUCAAUCAUUUGCAUUCGUAUCUGUGGAGAUACGUGGACCAUUUCAUGAGUCGCCAAACAGAAAGUAAAAUAUUCACACAUAUCCAGAAUCUAUCGUUGCGAUGGCAUUUGGCUCGAAAAACUGGGGAUGCUAUCACUGCCCUAGAUCGUAGUGGUGAUACCAUUACUGGUCUAAUGGAAUACACAAUACUCUGGAUUGGUCCCAGAAUAAUCGAUAUUAUCAGUUCAAUAGCAUUUAUAUCAGUCACAUUUGGCUGCUAUUUUGGUCUUAUUCUCAUAGUACCAAUGUCUCUGUAUCUAUGGCUAACAGUUGUAUUGACGGAAUGGAUUAAUCAGUAUAAAAAAAGCAUGAACUCAGCGAAUAGUGAACAACGUUCGCGCUGUAUUGAUUCACUUUUAAAUUUUGAAACUGUUAAAUAUUGUGGAACGGAAAAAUAUGAAGCACAAUGUUUUUGCGAAGCGAUCACAAAAUGUCAAAACGAAGAAAGAAAAUUUUCUAUACCUUACGUACUACUGGAUAUUAUUCAAGAGAUCAUAAUUCAUGGUAGUUUACUAGGUGGAUCACUUUUUUGGGCGUAUUUAGUAGUCGAUGUUGGAUCAAUUACGACGGGCCAAUACAUCUUUUUCGUAUCACACAUUUAUCAUUUGUACUAUCCUUUCAAUGAUCUUGUAUUUUUGUAUAAAUAUAUGCAAGCAAAACUGGUAGAUGCAGAGACACUAUUUGAUUUACUGGAAGAAAAGCAAGAGGUGGUUGAUGCACCAGAUGCUGUAGAAUUGCCUUCCGUUCGUGGCAAAAUUGAGUUCAAAAAUGUUACCUUUGGUUAUAUGCCCGAGGAAAUUGUGUUGAAGAACGUUUCGUUUUCAGUCCCGGUCGGUAAGACUGUUGCGAUCGUUGGACCAUCGGGAGCGGGAAAGAGUACAAUCAUUCGUCUUUUGUUUCGGUUCUACGAUGUUCUUGGAGGGUCUAUUUGUAUUGAUGGCCAUGAUAUAAAAGGUGUGAAACAAGACUCGUUGCGGCAGGCAAUUGGCGUUGUUCCCCAAGACACCAUUUUAUUCAACAGUACCAUCAAGCAUAACAUAAAAUACAGUCGCUUGAAUGCAUCUGAUGAUGAAGUGAUUGAGGCUGCUCGUGCUGCCGAAAUUCAUGAGAAAAUCAUGAAAUUCUCCGAAAAAUACGAAACCGAAGUUGGAGAAAGGGGACUACGAUUGAGUAGUGGUGAAAAGCAGAGAGUCGCUAUAGCUCGAACUAUUUUAAAAGCGCCAUCGAUUAUGCUAUUGGAUGAAGCAACUAGUGCAUUGGAUACACAAACUGAACGCAAUAUUCAAAGUGCUUUGGCAAAAGUGUGUGCGAAUCGAACGACUGUAAUUGUUGCACAUCGACUUUCUACGGUCAUUCAUGCCGAUGAAAUUCUCGUAAUGAAAGAUGGUGAAAUCAUGGAACGUGGUCGACAUAAUGUGCUAUUGGAUAAAAAGGGAAUCUAUGCAGAUAUGUGGAAUGUACAAAAUGACGCAAAUUCCACCAAAAAUGACAUUGGAAUAAGUGACACCCAUCAAAAGGCAGACUAAAAAUGUUGAAUCAAUUAUUUCUAUUUAUUUAUUUUCUCUAAUUUCAAACAGUAUUAUUGACGUCGAAUUUUUUUUUAUAUUUAAAGCCGUAAAUUUAAGAAAGAGCUAAGCUUAUGUACAUUCAUCUAUAUACAAGAAAGCCAUACUGGAAGUGAAAAAACAUUCCCAAUAAUUUUCCUUAUCAAAUGUGCCAUUUCCUCAAAAUUUAAGUGAAAGCUUAUUGAUUUUCAACGUAGCAAUCUUUGUGUUCACAGUGUUCAAGUCGGUGAAAAAUUAGACAAUAUCUAAUUGAAACAAUAGUCGACAGAACCAUCGGUUCAUGAAUCAUCAAUUAGACAAUUUCGCUCAAAAGUAACUAUGUGUUCACAGCAGAGCACUCUGCCACAUUCUCGUCUCAAUACCAUUGAUUUUACAUAUAAAAUAACAAGAAGCAACGACAAAAGUAACCUCUCGUAGCGGCACAGUUGAAACUAACGAAACAAACACAAAUGAACUUUUUCACAAUUUUUUUUUAUUUCUUGAUCUUAAUAUCGAAAAUGCUGCGUUUAUUGUCCGAAAAGUGUAACUCGAUUUCUUCCAAUGUUCGAUUCUCGGUUUCUGGUAGGAUGAACAACAUUGAAAUGAAUCUAGAAUUGUUAGAAAAGAAAACCGAAUGUGAUUUGUUAUGAAAAUAAAAUAAAAAUAAAGUUCAUAGCAAGUAGA